CUCUCUCUCUCUCAGGUCCGCUUCAGCUCGCAAUGGAGACUCCACCAACGAAGGAGCUUCUGACGAAGAUGCUAGAGCUCGAGGAGAGUCACGAACGCCUAAAGCACGAGAUGUGUAGGCUGAAGGCCGCAUCCACAGAACAUGAUCAUUCGGUGUCGCCGGCAAAGAGAAACAUCGACCAGGGAGCUCUGGCGUUGAGGAACAGCUGCGCCAACUCGUUGCGGAAGGAGAGCAGUAUCAGUCUGAGAGCUAGAGUCGGUGGUGGAGCAGGACCAUCGGAAGGGAGGUUCACCCAUCAACAGUAUUUGAACAUUGUGCAGUCGAUGGGCCAAUCUGUUCAUGCCUUCGAUCUCAAAAUGCGAAUUAUCUUUUGGAAUGCCAUGGCGGAAAAGCAAUUUGGAUACUCAGCUGCAGAAGCAGUUGGGCAGAACCCAAUUAAUGUUAUGGUAGAUGAUCAGGAUGCUGCCCUUGCCAUGAACAUUGUUCAACGUUGUUUCAGUGGAGAGACCUGGACCGGUGAGUUUCCUCUCAGGAGCAAAUCAGGGCAUAGAUUUUCAGCUGUCACUACGUGUUCCCCAUUUUACGAUGAUGCUGGUUCUCUUGUUGGCUUAAUUGCUCUCACAAGUAACGCCGCGCCAUAUCUGCACCCUUGGGCUAAGUUAAAGGCAAAACAAGGUGAAAAAAACUCUACCCCUGUAAGUAGUUUCGUAUCAAAACUUGGUUUGGAGUCCAAAGGAGCUGUUUUAUCGAAACUUGGACUUGACUCUCAUCAGCCUAUACAAGCUGCUAUAGCAUCAAAAAUAUCAGAUUUGGUUAGUACCAUUUUUAAGGUGAGCAACAAGGUCAUGUUACAAACGCGAGCAGGUGACAACAGUAGUGAUGCCACACUCUCUGAGGGGGUCUUCGGUGCUGCUCUCACUGAUCACAGCCAUCACGGUGACUUUGGUGCCGCUCUCUCUGAACAAAGGGACGAUGCAUUAUCAAGUGGUGCCAGCAUACAAAGUGGGAAUUUUAUAUAUGCUCCUUUUGGUGUGUUCUCAUGUGAUGAGAGUAUUCCUACCUCAAAAGCUGUGCAUGAAGUUUCAAAAGGAAGGCCAACUAAUUCAUUAUGGCCUUGUGUACAUGAUGAUCAAGGGAAACAUAAGUCUCACAAGAACUUUGAAAGUGAUUCCUCUGAUAGUAAUAAGUCUACCAGUAAUAAGGGAAGCAGUUUGUGGUCUUCACCAAAUUCAACCAACAGAAGCAGUUCCAGUAGCUGCAAAAGUAUAAACAACAGUGUUAUGAACAAGGUUGAUACAAAUAGUGAUUGCUUGGAAUAUGAAAUUUUAUGGGAUGAUUUGACAGUUGGAGAAGAAAUAGGACAAGGUUCAUGUGGAACUGUUUAUCGCGGUCUCUGGUUUGGAUCUGGUGUAGCUGUUAAAGUGUUCUCCAAAGAGGAAUAUUCAGAAGAAGUCAUACAAUCUUUUAGACAAGAGGUAGCGUUGAUGAAAAGACUAAGACAUCCUAAUGUUUUGCUGUUUAUGGGAGCUGUGACUUCACCUCAGCGUCUCUGUAUAGUGUCAGAGCUCCUUCCACGUGGAAGCCUCUUCCAGCUGCUACAAAAGAAGACAUCAAAGCUAGAUUGGAGGUGGCGUAUCCAUAUGGCCUUGGACAUUGCUCGUGGUAUGAAUUAUCUGCACUGUUGUAGUCCACCUAUUGUCCAUCGUGAUCUUAAGUCGUCAAAUCUGCUGGUAGACAGGAACUUGACCGUUAAGGUAGCUGACUUUGGUCUUUCACGUGUUAAGCAUGAGACAUACUUAACCACCAAGUCCGGGAAGGGAACGCCUCAAUGGAUGGCACCAGAAGUACUUAGAAAUGAGUCUGCUGAUGAGAAGUCUGAUAUUUACAGCUUUGGAGUAGUACUCGGGGAGCUUGCCACGGAGAUGAUCCCAUGGGAAACUCUCAACUCUAUGCAGGUGAUCGGAGCUGUGGGGUUCAUGAACCAAAGGCUGGAAAUUCCAAAGGACAUUGACCCUCUUUGGGUCUCAUUAAUGGAGAGCUGUUGGCACAGCGAUGCAAAGUUGAGACCCACAUUCCAAGAACUGACGGAGAGGCUAAGAGAUCUGCAAAGGAAGUAUACAAUACAGUUCCAAGCUACUCAUGCUGCCUUGCUUGACAACUCUCUCAAGGAUAACUAA
This is a messenger RNA of Brassica oleracea var. oleracea, 2177 nucleotides long. Its product is annotated as probable serine/threonine-protein kinase DDB_G0290621. The coding region runs from base 33 to 2177 and encodes 714 amino acids. The record is from RefSeq and is a predicted model, not a curated record. Gene Ontology annotation, molecular function: ATP binding; protein kinase activity. NCBI's taxonomy places the organism in Eukaryota, Viridiplantae, Streptophyta, Magnoliopsida, Brassicales, Brassicaceae. The transcript has 15 exons. Gene Ontology annotation, biological process: protein phosphorylation; regulation of DNA-templated transcription.